AUGAAAAAUUUAAAAUUAGAAAUAAAAGGAAAUAUAGAUAAAAAUAAUUUUUUUUACUUUGAAAAUAUAGGAAAAAGAGAAUACAUGGAAGACAGAUCAAUAAUAUAUAAAGAUGAUUUUAUAUAAUUUUAUGCUAUUUUAGAUGGCCAUGGAGGGAGCGCAGUUGUAGAUUUUGUUUAAAAUUAUCUUUUUGAUUUUAUAAGAUAACAUAAUUUCAAAAAAUUAUAUCAAUAAUAUUUAAAAUAAAAAAUUAAAAGAUAACAAACUGUAAAUGCGAUGAAAAAUAUUUUCAAAGAAUUGUAAAAAGAAAUAUAUAAAUAAGUGUAAUAAAAAUUUUAAAAUAAAGAUAGUUCUGGUGAUUCUGCAUUAUAUAGAUUUUCAAAAAGUAGAGGAUUGAUUAUGUUAAACAAAUAAGAUGUCAUUGGAGAAAAAUAAGAAUAAAAAAUAAUAAAAAAUGGAGGCUGGGUAUAAGAUAAUAGAGUAUGUGGUAAAUUAUAAAUGGCAAGAUCAAUUGGAGAUUUAGAUGUUUAAAAAUUUAUGGAUUAUAAAUUUACUUCGAUUGUAGAAAAAAAGAAAAAAAAAUAAUAAUUGUUCAUAUUAUGUUCUGAUGGAUUAUCUGAUAUUUUUGAAUAUGAUCAAAAUUUAAAAAAAAAUUGUUGGAAUAAAUUGUGUUAAACUUUAAAUUAAGAAUGUACAGUUAAAUAUUUGACAAAAUUAAUUAAAGAUUAGAUAUAGAAUUAAAUUGAUGAUAAUAUAUCAUUUAUUAUAUUUUUCUGUUGA
This is a messenger RNA of Tetrahymena thermophila SB210, 780 nucleotides long. RefSeq names its product protein phosphatase 2c. Gene Ontology annotation, molecular function: protein serine/threonine phosphatase activity. Lineage: Eukaryota; Ciliophora; Oligohymenophorea; Hymenostomatida; Tetrahymenidae. The record is from RefSeq and is a predicted model, not a curated record. The transcript is spliced from 2 exons. Gene Ontology annotation, biological process: protein dephosphorylation.